ACCCUUUGGUGGAAUAAACAGAUGGAAACAUCAUCUAGGGAUGUGCGGAUGGCGAUGGAUCCUAUCCAGUUAACAUUGAACGAACCUGUGAAUCCGGAAAUACAAUACUCGACCAUCAAUAGCACAAUUCCACUGUUGUCAGCGCCACCCUUAACAACGGGUGAUAUUUUAAAUCAAGACUCUGUAAUCCAUCAGCUCCAACAACAACAAAGAGUAAGAAAUGGAAAUGAGACACAGCAACAAACAGAUUCACAAUAUGACAUGAUGAUGAUAGAAGAUAAUUCACAUGAAGUCCCCGAACAGAUUGCAAAUGGAAACGAAUUGUUCGGCGGAAUGGGCACUCAAACGUUCCCCUUAUAUACAAUUUCCGAAUCCAAUCAAGAAAUCAAUUUGACAGAUGGAAAACAGAUGAGAGUUCAGAGUACCGUGAAAUCGAAACGUCCAUGUCAUGGAUACAACCAAUAUACUCAACACAUGUUUGAGAAACUCAAAGAUCAAGAGGGGUUCCAAACUCCUCACGACAAAAUGCGCUUAAUUGGUUCGAAAUGGAAAGAAUUAUCCGAAGAAGAACGUCGUCCGUUCCAAGAACGGUACGAUCGUGAUCGCGAACGUUAUUUGGAACAAGAGAAACAGAGAAUGGAAUCGCGUCGAUUAAUCGGAAUUCCCGAAAUCCGUAAAAAGCGAGACAAACAAUCCUUGUUAUUCAAAUCGUUCGUUCAGCAAUCCGUAUCGAAAUUCGCGACAGCGCUUUUAGUUUGUAAUGACAAUGAUGUUCAGGCAGCUCUUCAAUUGAUGCUGUCUCUCCAAUCCCAUCUAAAAGAAACGUAUUCUCCACAAUUCUCUAUGUCUGUUUUCUCUUCGGGGAAAUCCUUCGAACCGACUCUUGCUCCUCCCGAAUACUCGCUCCCACUUCAUUCGUUUGUGUCUGUGAAUGAUGGCGAUCGCGUUGAACAGCCGGAUCGCUCGUCAAAUCCCAAUCAUUCAGACCGAUUGGAUCGGUUGGACCGGUUGGACCGAUUGGACCGAUCGGUGGUUUCAGAAGGAGGGAAUGAGGGCGAGGGAUCGAAUGGAGUGAGGAAUGCGGAUUGUGGGAAAGAGAACGUAUGUGAGCAAGAGUUGAACAAAGAACGAUUACUGAACGGCGAUAAAAAGGUGUUUGAAUGUACCGAGCCUGGCUGUGAUUUGAAGUUCCAAACGUCUUCUGGACUUUACAAGCAUCGCAAAAAGCAUCAGGGCGGUGGCGAGACGUUUAUCUGUCCUGAAGAAGGUUGUGGAUUACGCUAUCAAACGAAAUAUGGACUUGAAUUACACCACAAAAAGGUUCAUGAAGGGAAGAAACCGUUCGUUUGUAAUCAGUAG
Blastocystis hominis is the source of this 1359-nucleotide messenger RNA. RefSeq lists its product as hypothetical. Gene Ontology annotation, biological process: regulation of transcription by RNA polymerase II. The coding region runs from base 22 to 1359 and encodes 445 amino acids. The record is from RefSeq and is a predicted model, not a curated record. The transcript is spliced from 8 exons. NCBI's taxonomy places the organism in Eukaryota, Bigyra, Opalinata, Blastocystidae. Gene Ontology annotation, cellular component: nucleus.